UAAAUGAGAGACGAUAGUUCCUUCUCCCUGUUACUGAAACCCACAACAAACACCAAAACUGACCCAACUCCUCAGGCCAGGGUUGAGGCUGUGGGUUGUACGAGACAUUUUUCCAGCCAGUCGGUACAUUUUGAGCCCCAACCGCCUCUCGUCGACAGCUGUUUGAUGGGCACCCAGGAGGGAGAGAGAGAUUGGGUAGAUGUGGCAAAUGAUCUACUCAGCAAGUGUCACAUAAGCCUAAGGCUGAGGAAACUGACAGACUGUGAUGCAAAUGUUUUCAUUGCGCUGUAUGAAAACAUCCUGGGGGAGAAAGUUCCAGAUUACAUUGCAGCACCAUGCAGUCAAGAAGAUGACGUCCAUAAUGUUCAGUCUGUGAUUGAUUCACUGUCCCUGGAUUACCUUCAGAUCAGUCUCUCACACAUUACAGGAGAAAAUGUUGUCAGAGGGGACAAAGAGUCCACUAAGAACCUCCUGGAAAUCUUCGAUGGCCUCCUGGAGUAUCUCAAGGAAGAGAUAAGCGAGGAGUCACAGAAUGGAGAGGAACUGAAUGACAGUCUCAAUGAGGACCUCCCUGGUGCAGCCAAGGAGGCGACAAGCUGCAAUGACACAGAGCAUAAGAAGACUGAACUGGAGGAAGCAUCUGAGUCUUCCAGUGAAGAGUCCGCUGUCCAUUCCAGUAAACAUUCCCUCCAUACCUGGAAUACUGAGGAGAUGGGAUCAACUAAUGAACUCAUCGGGCUGGGAGUCUCGGCACGCACAUUCAAUCCCAAACAAGAAGGACCGGCUGUCCCUCCCCAAACUUCAGAGGCAGUCACCACCUCUGGUCCUCUGGAUGCUCAGGAUGCUCCACUGACUGAACCGCUGCCCUCAGCCAUCGCCCUGCAGCCACCCAACCAGAGCGACACCCCCCACCGACCUGACACAGAGCCACAUUCACCCAGCCACUCCCAAACAGCUGCUGGCCUCAGCCAGGGGAAUGCAGGAGAGGAAGCCGCUCCUGUCACCACAGAGAGCUCUAAACCUGUACCUGAGACAGUAGUUACCAAUGGACUACAGUCCCCUCCUCUUAUCCAGUCUCCUGCUGCAAGUGAGAAAUCUUUGUCAAGUCAGCAAAGAGCCGGGACAGAAGUGGAGGGGGAGACAAUAGAGCCGACUAAUGGGGGCCCUAGGCGGGUUUUAUUUCGCACAAAGCCAGAUGUGCUCUUCCUCAACCUGCAGGAUGAGAUGGCGGUCACAACCCCUUCUCCACCAGACACUGAGGAGGAAGAGUUCAAUGAGGAGGAUCUGAGUUAUCCACGAAGACAACCAGACAGAAGGGUAGUCCACAGAGACAGGAGAGGCAUCAGUAGCAGGUUGGAGGAGGAAGAUUUAGAGGAGCCUCUGUCAUAUCGCAGACAGAGGAACAAGAAAGCAGAAGAGGAGCUGCAUCACUUAUCUGAGAACCUCUCCCAUCGACUCGAGGAACUUGAUCAGAUGCUCAAACGAGUUCUGGGUGAAAGUGGAGAGUCCAGUGACGUCAGAGAAGAGGACAAGCAGUCCCACCACAGUGACAGCAUCAUGGAGUGUCGCAGGAGUCCGAGACAACACACGAUUUCAGGAACACCCGACGUUGAAUCCCCCCACCGGACACGCUCCUUGUCCCCCUCCCCUCCGCGCGUCCGUCACUCCAUGCAGGGACAGUUGGAAGGUGCCACGGCCUUGAGUCUGGAUGAUGGGAGACAAACCAACCUUGCCGUUUCGGAUUCUUCGAGGCGAGGAGAGCUACACCACAGACAGUCUCACAGAAAACAUCGAAAGUAUCUGGAAAAUAAGGCUUAUGAAGAGGAGUUGAAAAGAUAUGAAGACAAAAAACGGGCAGAUGUAGACAAGGCACGUCUCAAAGCUCAGGAAGCCGAGCGCCAGUACAGAGAAGCAAUACUGAGGGAUGUUUCUGACGCUCCUAGACUGUCCCCAGCUGGAACGAAGGCCCAACAUAGGUCACAACGUACCACACAAACCACACCAGGACGGAGAUGGCAGGAGGCCCCUAGAAAAGCUCCAUCAAUGAAGGUGAAGGAGAAUGAGCUUCUCCCUGUGCUCCUGGAGGAGUGGCCUUAUCUUCACAUCUCCCCCCACACACUGGGUCGGAUGUGGGAGCAGCAGAUGCAGCAGGUGGACAGACUCCACGCCCUGUCAUCCUCUGAUAGCAGGCGUCGCAGCAAACUCUCCAGCCAGGUGGAGGAAGCUCAGAGGAAGCACGACCUGCUGGUGGAGAUCAUUCGCAAAGAGCAAGACCACAACAGACGUCUGAGGGACUUCAAAGAGCGUAUCCAGCAGCAGAAGUCGACCCAGAACAGACUGAGGGAACAGAGGCAGCAGAUAGCACGUGCCAAGAAGUACCACAACGACUACCAUGUCCAGCACCGUGCCCGCCUAAUGAGGGCACGCACCAAGGAGGAGAGGAUGUUUCGACAGCUGUUUGAGGAGGGUUUGGAGCUACAGAAAGUCCGGUUGAGAGAGCAGAAAGCCUAUGCCAGGGAACAGCGACUGGAACAUCAGAGACGACAUGAGGACCAGAUCAAGUCCAUGGAGAACUACUACAAAGACCAAUUUUCACUACUAGCUGAAAAACUUGCACAAGAGCGACAGGAGAUCCAGGUUCGCAAAAAAGCUCAAGAAAAGGCUCUGCUGAAGAUGAAGCGAGAGCUGCGUUCCAGGAUGGAGCGUGAGAUUGGUGAACUGCAGAAGAUCAUCAUUCAGAAUGAUGAGGACGACCAUUUCCAGGACCUGGAGGUCCAGCGGCUGCGCAAUCGGGUCCAGAUGGCUUCUUUCCAGUACAACACUAGCUAUCUGCACUGAGCAGGGAUGUGAGACACAGGGCUGUUUUAAGCUCCACUCAACCAAGGAUGGAUUUACAUCGGAAGAACAUGCUGCAGAAGGCUUUGUUUCUGCCAUUCACAACUAAGGGUACGACAUUCUGGCGGCUGAACAGUCUCCUCGGCAUCUUCCGUCAGAUUUGCACAGAAGGGGAAAUUCACAUUGUAAGAACUGAUGAUUACUGAUGAACUGAAAACACUCCGACAAAAUGUAGCUUUAGCUAAUUUAACUAACUCUUCCUCUCACCUCAGCUGCUAUACCUGAACUUAACGACACCUUGGACCAAGUCCCCUCUUCCGUGGGUUUUAGUACUUGAUAACUAAGAAUGUUUUAAAAUGGCUCCCUCACUGUGCAGUCUUAACGUGCUGAUAUUGUAGCAAACGAUUAGUAAAAAAUGUUCUUCCUCUUGCCAAAUAGGGACCACUGAUGCAAAGUUAAUAAGUAUGAAUGUCCCACACUGAAUGAUUUUUAACUUCCAUUUUUCCCUGGUGUAUGUGCGAUGUCUUUCUUUUAAUGAUUUAACCAUGCCAGUGGAUUAUUUAUUUUUUAACUUUAAUGCUGUUUGAUUUUUAAUUAACCUGGUGUUGUCUUGUCUGAUCACCAGGGGCAAUGAUAAUCAGUCUUUUGUGACUCCUUCUCCUCAGCUCCAUUGUGAUUGUUUCUAAUUCUCAGCCAGAACUAAACACAUGGUAGUUUUAAACCAAUACAAAGAGUUGCAAUGUUAAAACAGUGUCUACUGAUAUUGUGCAUUGUAUCUAAUGAACACAUGAAUGCCCCGUCAUCAUCAAAUGUGUGGGCUCCCUCAUCUCCUCCAACUAGAAUGGGUCACACUUUAAGGCUUGAGUUAUUUGCAUGAGGUGCAGGUCACUGUUUUACUAUAUUAAUUGAGGUUUAAGGCUGAUACUAAAACAGAAGUAUCACGAAGAUAUAAAGUCACAGACCAGAUCCUGUAGAAGGCAUCUAUAGCAUGACAAAAACGCAAUGUGAAGGCCGAGAUUUCAAAUUGAAGGUGUGAAGAUCAAAUCAACUCUUAAAUUGAGGAGGAAAAAAUACCUGUGCUGUACUAAAGAUGACAUCUCACCCACGUACCUCUGUAUUUACACCUUAAUAAGCAUGAUCAGAGCUUAAUAUGCAAAUUAGAUGGGUGGGCUCAACUUGUCCAAGGUCAUAGAAGGAAACACCAUUGAUGGACAUCCAUUAGUUUAAAUUCAUUUCUAGUAAGAAAAGAUUAACCAGCAAAUACUAUAACUUGGGGUAUUUUGCGAGGCUCUCUGUCCAAAUGAAAACAUAAAACAAUUGAAGCGCUGUAAAGAGCAUAUCAAACCAACAGCGGUCAAUAUAAGUGUAACCCCAAAGCCUCACAAAAGAUGUUGAUGUCCUCAACAUAGUGGAAGAGUAACUGUACAUUUAUGUGUUAACAUGUAAAACUUCUUGUAAGCAAGGUUAGAGCCAGCUUUAUUAUGGUCACGCCCACCAUAGCACGAAAGGUCACCUCAUUUGUGACAAAGGAGAUAACGGUGAACACAGUUAUGUCAAGCCAAAAACUCCUUUCUCCAUGUCUACGUCAACACUAAAAACUGAGUUUCUGAACAUCUUUAGCCAGGAUGGAGUUUAAAGAGAGACUCAUUUUUUUUUUCAGUUGCCUUAAACACAGUUUUUGUGGGGAUAAAAGGCCAAAACACAUAGAAAAAGCUACAUUUCCGAAUAUACCCGUGUAUGUGUGGACAAAGUCUAAGAAAGCGGGGAGAGUUUGGUGACCUUUCAACUUGCUGGGCAAUUUCUUUUUUCAGAAAAUACUGAUACUGAUACCAUUUGCAGUGAGAACUGACCACCUCCAGAUGUGAUGUCAUUCCAAUCAUAAUGCAUCUGGCAUGCAUUUACACUGUGCUUUAACAUACAUUACCCAGGUAGCAUAUCUAGAUA
This is a messenger RNA of Epinephelus fuscoguttatus (brown-marbled grouper), 4779 nucleotides long. RefSeq names its product centrosomal protein of 95 kDa-like. Gene Ontology annotation, cellular component: spindle pole; centrosome. The transcript has 21 exons. The record is from RefSeq and is a predicted model, not a curated record. Lineage: Eukaryota; Metazoa; Chordata; Actinopteri; Perciformes; Serranidae. Bases 4 to 2838 code for a protein of 944 amino acids.